AACAGAUAUUCAACAACAUAUUGAAAGAAAUCAAAGGCACACCAUAUGAGAUUCAUGUUGACCGUCAUAUGUAUGCCGUAGAUAACACUGCAGAGUAUGAUGAAGAAAUUGAAAAACUGAAACAAAAUGUAGGUGGUUACAUGAAGGAUAUGGCAAGAACUGUGCCAAUAAAUUGGGUUGAAUUCCAAGUUAAAGUGCUAGAAUUGGGAAAGACAACACUGCGCAUGGCCUUAGAUAAGAUUAUUGUUAUUGCUGUAGAAUGUGGUAUUAACAAAGAACAAGCCAUUCAUGUGAUCACCUAUUUAAACGAUCUUGGAAUCAUUCUCUAUUUGCCCAAUAACAAGAGGUUGAAGAACACAGUGAUUACUAACAUUCAAAUGCUGAUUGGGAUAUUUGUGAAAAUUAUCACAAUUGUGAAAUCUGAUGAUGUUGACAAGGUUCCAAUGAUGAUACCAUACUGGAAUGAAUUAGAUGAUAAAGGAAUUCUGCCGGAACCGCUAGCCCGUCAUUUAUGGAGAAACGAACUGACUGCAUGUGAAGAGAAUGAUGAUGUCAUUUUUGAAGACUUCAUUGAACUUAUGAAGACAUUUGGACUUCUUUGUGAAAAGAAUGCCUCAGAGGAUGGCACUCGCCUAUUCGUCAUCCCUUCUCGGAUGAAGACUAAAACUAAUAAUAGGUUAGAAAUCAAGGAAGACGAUGAGCAGACAGUAUCCAUCUAUGUGACGCCUAAAGACUUUCUCCCCGAUGCAGUCUACGAUAUCUUGGUUGUUAGAUUUGUGAACCUGAGCCAGGAUAAAGGUUGCUGUGAUGACCCAAACUUGUUUCAGAAUCAGUCUACAAUAAGAUUUGGUGAUGAGCAUUUCCUGAGACUGGGUCGGAUAUCCAUUGAUAACAAACCUUCUUUGAAACUUGAAGUAUCACGGAUGGAGGAGAGAGACGUAGACGGUAAAGCCAAGCCAGCAUGUAAGCCGCAACCUGACGUAUGCCAGGAGGUUUUGCAUGUUUUGAAGCAACAACUAGAUGAAGUAUAUCCAUCCAAGGAAGUUGUUGGCUAUUCUCUGAACAUACUUUGCUUAAUCUGUGUGAACUCUGAAGAACCACAUUUUCAGGAACUUGAGAACUGCAUAAAGAACAAGAAUAUGACUUGUGAUAAAACAGGAAAAAUUAUAGCAAUGUCAACAGCUAAUGUACAGAAGGUGUUUAAAGGAGAAUGGUCUGUUAACGUCCAGAAAAGGAAAAUGUUACACUCUGUCCAAAAAAGAAAAAUAUCACACAAAAAGGCGAAGACCUGUGAUAAAAAAGGUGAACAAAUGGCAAUGAAACCAGGAUUGUCGGAUAUGAAAUUCGGUGUGCUUAAAUCUGUUGUCUCAGACUGGUACGACCGCCACCGAAGUCUUUCUAUGCUGAAAGUGUUGUUCAGAGAUAAGGUAGAAAAUGGAAAGCUAUCAACAGUAACUGACACGAUGGAGUUGCUUAACAAUUUGUUUAGACAUGAUCAUCUGAGUUUACAAAAUCUCAAAAUCCUGUGUGAUACCAUUAGCAUAACUGAACAUUUUGCUCUUCAAUGGAAGAUUAAAGAAAAUCUGUCAUCAUUCCCAGAUGUUAAGAAAGGAACCAUUUCAGAAAUAUUCACAGUUCACAGACAAAAGCUAAUGAAAUUUGGAAUGGAACUGACCCCAGCUGAUGUAACGCUGAUCGACGGGUUGUAUAAUACGCCUCGUAAGGACUACGCAGACGCUUGGAGUAUGAUCACCGAUCUGGAAAACAGACUGAUAAUCAGCAAAAGAAAGAUGAAAAAAUUCAUUGACUCAUUGAAAAUCCUAAAUCUCAGUGGCGCAUUGAAUGCACUAACAUAAGAUUGUUCAAUUCUGUUGUUACUGGAAGAAAGAAGUUACGCAACGAACAAGCUUUGACACAUAAAAAAAGUAGCAAGGGAAACAGAUGAUGUACAUAAUGUGGAGAAGGAACAAAGAAUUUUCAGGCUAUGUUGAUGCAAGUAUGAAACUGGUACGAUAAGGACAACAGUUAUUGUAUAACAAUAAAAUGAAAGGUGACAGCGAUCUGCGAAGAUUCACAGCUGCUGUUAGUGGCCAGUGACUCAAAGAUUCGGAAAAUACGGUCAGAGCAUGUUAACUUCAACUCCUGUGGC
Anneissia japonica is the source of this 2149-nucleotide messenger RNA. RefSeq lists its product as uncharacterized. The transcript is spliced from 10 exons. The coding region runs from base 69 to 1856 and encodes 595 amino acids. The record is from RefSeq and is a predicted model, not a curated record. NCBI's taxonomy places the organism in Eukaryota, Metazoa, Echinodermata, Crinoidea, Comatulida, Comatulidae.